Sinocyclocheilus grahami is the source of this 1031-nucleotide messenger RNA. RefSeq names its product THO complex subunit 3. Gene Ontology annotation, molecular function: protein binding. The coding region runs from base 1 to 801 and encodes 266 amino acids. The record is from RefSeq and is a predicted model, not a curated record. The transcript is spliced from 7 exons. Gene Ontology annotation, cellular component: THO complex part of transcription export complex. Gene Ontology annotation, biological process: mRNA export from nucleus. Lineage: Eukaryota; Metazoa; Chordata; Actinopteri; Cypriniformes; Cyprinidae.
AUGAAAACCAUAGUGAAGGAAAACAACUACAGAGGGCAUGGAGACAGUGUGGAUCAGCUGUGCUGGCAUCCCACCAACCCUGAUCUGUUCGUCACCGCAUCAGGAGACAAGACCAUCCGCAUCUGGGACGUACGGACCACCAAAUGCAUGGCCACGAUCAGCACCAAAGGGGAGAAUAUCAACAUAUGUUGGAGUCCUGAUGGUCAGACCAUUGCUGUCGGUAACAAGGAUGAUGUUGUGACUUUUAUUGAUGCCAAAACGCACCGUCCCCGUGCCGAGGAGCAGUUCAAGUUUGAGGUCAAUGAGAUCUCCUGGAAUAAUGACAAUGACAUGUUCUUCCUGACAAACGGAAACGGAUGUAUUAAUAUAUUAAGUUAUCCUGAUCUCAAGCUCAUUCAGUCAAUUAAUGCCCAUCCGUCCAACUGCAUCUGCAUUAAAUUCGAUCCCACGGGCAAGUAUUUUGCCACCGGAAGUGCGGAUGCGCUGGUCAGUCUGUGGGAUGUGGAGGAGCUGGUGUGUGUGCGCUGCUUCUCCAGACUCGACUGGCCUGUGCGGACGCUUAGUUUCAGUCAUGAUGGGAAAAUGCUGGCGUCAGCCUCUGAGGAUCAUUUCAUUGACAUUGCUGAAGUAGAGACGGGUGAGAAGCUCUGGGAGAUUCAGUGCGAGUCUCCGACCUUUACUGUAGCGUGGCAUCCGAAGAGACCUCUGCUGGCGUACGCCUGCGACGAUAAAGAGGGCAAAUAUGACAGCAACCGAGAGGCAGGGACCGUCAAGCUCUUUGGACUUCCCAAUGACUCCUGAGGACCAGAGGUUUCACGUGUUCAUGCUUUGAGUUUUAGAAGUGACCAGCAGAGGGCAUCACAAGCUCAGAGGAAACAAGGCAUGGCAUUGCAAUGUAUAAUAUUGACAUUUUUGUCUGUUUGCCUUUUUUAAUAGAAAAACUCUGUACUGUAUUUUUUAAAUAAAGUGUUUCAUAAAGCAUGAUUGAUCUAAAAGCCAUAUGACAUGUUAUGCUUUUUAAAUUGAAUACA